AUGGCUGUCGUAUCCAAGCCCACGCCAAUUGGCCCCUGGGGCAAGGCCACUGCUGGUGCUACCGGCGCUGUGCUUGCCAAUGCCCUGGUCUACCCUCUGGAUAUCGUCAAGACUCGCCUCCAAGUCCAGGUCAAGAGCAAGGCCGGCGAUGCCGCCAGCAGUGAGCCGCACUACACGUCCACCUGGGAUGCCAUCAGCAAGAUCGUGGCCGCCGAGGGAAUCACUGGCUUGUACGCCGGCAUGAACGGCUCCCUGCUCGGCGUCGCCUCUACCAACUUCGCCUACUUCUACUGGUACUCGGUCGUCCGCGCCCUCUACUUCCGCAACGCCAAGACCAACGCCCAGCCCUCCGUCCUGGUCGAGCUGUCCCUCGGCGCCAUCGCCGGAGCUGUCGCCCAGCUGUGCACCAUCCCCGUCGCCGUCGUCACCACGAGGCAGCAGACCCAGAGCAAGGAGGAGCGCAAGGGCAUGCUCGACACCGCCCGUGAGGUCAUCAACAGCGAGGACGGCGUCUUUGGCCUGUGGAGGGGCCUCAAGGCCAGCCUGGUGCUUGUCGUCAACCCGGCCAUCACCUACGGUGCCUACGAGAGGCUGAAGCCUCUUGUCUUUCCCGGAAAGACUAGCCUGAAGCCGUGGGAGGCCUUCGUCCUGGGUGCCAUGUCCAAGUCGCUUGCCACUAUUACAACCCAGCCUCUGAUUGUCGCCAAGGUUGGCCUGCAGUCCAAGCCGCCAGCCGUCAGGCAAGGCAAGCCUUUCAAGGGGUUCAUCGAGGUCAUGCAGUUCAUCAUUGAGAACCAGGGCGUUCUUGGAUUGUUCAAGGGCAUCGGCCCCCAGAUUCUCAAGGGACUCCUGGUUCAAGGCAUUCUCAUGAUGACCAAGGAGCGCAUGGAGCUUAUGUUCGUUCUCUUCAUCCGCUACCUCAGGAAACUGCGCUCCGAGCAACUUGCCAAGGCUGCCCAGCUUGCAGCUGCAAAGGGUCAAGUCAUCCCACUUACAACGAAAUGA
Molecule: messenger RNA, 1005 nt
Organism: Thyridium curvatum
Lineage: Eukaryota; Fungi; Ascomycota; Sordariomycetes; Thyridiales; Thyridiaceae
Exons: 4
Coding region: 1-1005 (334 amino acids)
Biological process (GO): transmembrane transport
Source: RefSeq, a predicted model, not a curated record